AAUUUGGGAUUUCGAAAAUAAAUAAAUAAAUAAAAUUCUUUGAAGAGGUCGCUGUUCAGUCAAAAGCCUUCGGCAAGCGCGACACCGGUGUAGCUUAGACGAAUUAGCUGAAUUCAAUGAAAACCAGUUUUCUUUUUCAGCUCUUAUAACUGAUUAACUACAGCUUAGUUUACUCAUUAAUAAUGCCAGGACCCGGACCUCACUUGAUGUACGCGAUGGGCUCCGGUCUGGCCCUCACCACUUUGACCAACGGCCGUUUCAGCCCUCACCACACCCUCACCUACACCAUCAACGCCUUUUUCGGUCCAGACAUUGGCUCUUUCUCCGAGUGGCUAGGUUCCAAUCUCGGUUCUUCUGGCCACACUCUGGGCUCUGCACUAGCUGAUUAUAUCCAUGAUCCCUUUUACUAUGUCUUGAUUCUGGGUCUUCCAUUUUGUGUUUUUUACUCUUGGGUCUCCAAAAUUUUGCUUCAAAGGAAGAUUCUUGAUUCUGUCUCUGGGGUACCCCUUACGAGGAGGCAAUGCUUAUUGUUGAUGUCCGCAGGGUGUUUAUCGCACUUUUUCCUAGAUCACUUGUUUGAGGAAAAUGGACAUUUAUCAAUGUAUAGCUGGAUAUUAAGCACUGGUUGGUGGAAGAAUCGAGCACUUGUCAAUCUUGAUGCUGUUAUUGUGGUUGGCUUCUUAUGCACUUGCUUGAUUGGUGGCUUUAUUUACAUUAACAGAGUGAAAUCUUUAAAGUCCACUAGAAAACAAUCCUAUCAAUCAUUGAAACUUAUUCUGAUCAUAGCAAGCCUAUAUUGCUCGUGGUGUGCAAGCCAGAUAUACUGGGUAAAUCCUCGCAGGGCUGCAGUUGGUGAAGAGGCUGAUCUUGGAGUGCUUGUAUUUUUAGCCACUUACUUCUUUCUCCCUCAUUAUUUGUGUAUUAUGUCCAUGAAUAUAGAAGAUCAUAACACAGAGCCAAUUCCGUCUCCUGAUACCGAUGUUGCAGACGAUACCUUGGUCACCCCUCCCGGCACUACAGCACAUCCAGCAGAGCUGUAA
Messenger RNA from Jatropha curcas, 1040 nucleotides. The record is from RefSeq and is a predicted model, not a curated record. NCBI's taxonomy places the organism in Eukaryota, Viridiplantae, Streptophyta, Magnoliopsida, Malpighiales, Euphorbiaceae.